AUGUUAAUCCAGUCUGGGGUACCCCGAAAACUGCUCUGUGAACUCUGGCAACAAUUGGCUGAAUUGAAUGUAACCAAUCCGGUUUUAUUUGGCAAAAAUGGCAUUAUUAAGCCUUAUCCUAAUGAAACGUCUACUGGCCAAUGUGGGCAGGAUAAAUCCGAAGAGGUUGAAGAUGCUGAACAUGCAUUAUUACUUCGACUUCAUGCUCUGGGAACCCAUAGUCUCUGGCACACAAGACGCCGUCUUCUUGCCUUUUGGCGCUUACAGCCUUGCCGUGCAGAGGCCGUGCUUGAGGCACUUUUGGCAGCUAGUCCAGCUGGUUCUCUGUCGUCUGAAAUGACAGCCUCCGUUGCUAGUGCCGUGGAACAAUUAGCUUACUUACAAGCAAAGCUGCUUGCUGCAAUAAAUAUGGACCAGCAACUUGAGGUGCAUGAAAUUUUCCAGCUCGCUGCUUUUUUCCAUUUCUUUUCAGUUUUUGAUUUGGAUAUUCUCUCUAAAAUGCAGUUUGUUUGGUCUAGUCAUAAGAAACUAUUUUUAGUAUAUUAUGAAGAGUAG
Molecule: messenger RNA, 555 nt
Organism: Protopolystoma xenopodis
Lineage: Eukaryota; Metazoa; Platyhelminthes; Monogenea; Polystomatidea; Polystomatidae
Source: the annotation of a GenBank genome assembly